CCGUCCUACAGUUCUUCCUGUUGCUUUAGUGCAUCUUUGUUCAUUUUCUCCUCCUAAAGAGUUAGAAGAAAGUGAUGUUUCGGCAAAGGCAAUACUGUUUAGCACUUUUGUUCAUUUUAGUGUUUUCUUUUGUCUCCUGCUGUUUGAGUAGUUUUCAGGACGACCCUUCUGUUAGAAAUGGCUCUCAAUUUCAAGUCGAUAGUUAUGGUGAUCGAGUUUUCAGAAGGUUUACUGUUCAUGCUGCUUCACCAAAGAAAACUGUGAAUGUUGAUGAUUUUGGAGCUAAAGCUGACGGAACAGAUGAUUCUGAGGCCUUUUUGAAAGCUUGGAAUCAGACUUGUUCUUCUAAAAGAAAACCUGUUUUAGUUAUCCCCGGGAACAAAACUUAUCAUCUUAAGCCAGUUACAUUUUCAGGCCCUUGCAAAUCCCGUCUUAAAAUGAAGAUCUAUGGAACGAUAAAAGCAACUGUUCAUCAAUCAGACUAUAAAGAAGAUCCAAGACGCUGGAUUAAAUUCGUGAAUGUCACCAACUUCAAAGUGGAAGGUGGUGGCACAAUCAACGGCAAUGGCAAAAUAUGGUGGAGAAACUCCUGCAAAGUCAACGAAACUCUUCCUUGCAAGGAUGCACCAACGGCAGUAACUUUCUGUAAAUGCAAGAGACUAAGUGUGCGCCGCUUGAGGUUCAAAAAUUCUCAACAAAUGCAUCUCUCAUUUGAGCAAUGUGUCAAUGUCAAAGCUUUGAAUCUCAACGUGAUUGCGCCCGGGAAGAGUCCCAAUACCGAUGGCAUUCACGUCACUCAUACAAAAAAUAUUCGGAUUAAAAACUGCGUCAUUAGAACUGGUGACGAUUGUAUUUCCAUAGUAAGCGGGUCCAAAAAUGUUCGAGCGACAGGAAUAAUUUGUGGUCCGGGUCAUGGAAUUAGCAUUGGAAGUUUAGGAGCUGGAAAUUCAAAAGCUACAGUUUCAGAUGUGGUCAUCAAUGGAGCAAAACUUACAGGAACCACUAAUGGAGUUAGAAUUAAGACUUGGCAGGGAGGAUCUGGAUAUGCCAAGAACAUAAUUUUUAAAAAUAUUGCAAUGAGCAAUGUGAGCAACCCAAUAAUAAUUAAUCAAAACUACUGUGAUCGUAAAUAUACCUGCAAAGAACAGGACGAACAGGCAUCAGCUGUGCAAAUAAGCAAUGUUUUGUACAAGAAUAUCAAAGGGACGAGUGCUUCAGAGGUGGCCAUAAAUUUUAAUUGCAGCGAGAGCAGGGCAUGCCAAAGGAUUUCAUUGAAAAAUGUUGCUCUGGAAAGUCAUGAAAAGAACGAAACUGUCAAAGCUUCGUGUUUAAAUGUUAAAUUAAAGAAGGGAGAGCGUUUUUGGCCACACUGUUGA
Molecule: messenger RNA, 1376 nt
Organism: Mangifera indica (mango)
Lineage: Eukaryota; Viridiplantae; Streptophyta; Magnoliopsida; Sapindales; Anacardiaceae
Product: polygalacturonase-like
Exons: 9
Coding region: 75-1376 (433 amino acids)
Biological process (GO): anther dehiscence; fruit dehiscence; pectin catabolic process
Molecular function (GO): polygalacturonase activity
Source: RefSeq, a predicted model, not a curated record